Messenger RNA from Pantherophis guttatus, 2046 nucleotides. RefSeq names its product leukocyte receptor cluster member 1 (gene LENG1). Lineage: Eukaryota; Metazoa; Chordata; Lepidosauria; Squamata; Colubridae. The record is from RefSeq and is a predicted model, not a curated record.
ACGGAGGCAACGGCCACGCCCCUAAAUAGAGCAAAGGGGCGGAGCUCGACGGUACCCGGCGAGCAACGAUUCAGGAAACGGAGGACAUUUGUGGAGAUUUUAGCACUGUCAUAAGCAGCGGGAAUGAAUAUUCUUCCUAAGAAGUCGUGGCACGUCCGCAACAAAGACAAUGUGGCUCGCGUAAGACGGGACGAAGCGGAGGCUGAACUUCAGCGGCAAAAGCGGGAGGCCAGAGUCCUCUUAGCUGAACAGGAGGCCAGGACUGAAUUCUUACGGAAGAAAGCACGUCUGUCAGCUGCAGAAGGUGAUAAGAGUGGCUCAGACCUUGUUUCUUUGGAUUCAGAAAUGCCCCCAGGACAUCUUAACCUCUUUCAGGGGUUGCAAGAGAGUGGCAACAAAGAAUAUGAGGAAGAGAAGAAGCAGGAAAAGGAGCGAAAAGAAAAAGCUCUAGGAAUCCUGACUUACUUGGGCCAAAGUGCAGCGGAGGCUCAGACAUCCAUUCCCUGGUAUCAGGAGCUGCCAGAUCGUAGCAAAACCAAUGCCAAGGAUGAGAAACUUAAGGGAAGGCUGGACCCCCUGUCUGAGAUGGGAAAACAUUUAUACAAGAAGAAGCGCUCUCAUAAAAAGGAAGAAAAGAAAGAAAAAGGAAAACCGAAGCCCAACGAAAGCAAAGGAAACCUAGCACUUAGGCCUCCAUCUUCUUCCCCAUCUUGCUCUCUGGAACAGCUCCGCCAGGAAAGGUUGCAGAGGGAACGGGCAGAACGAGCUCGAACCAAAUCUCUUCUUGCCCAGAAAUCUGGAAUGAGUCCACGCCAGGAGGAAGAAGAGGAAAUGGAUGAAAGGAAACGUGGCUACAACUCGCAGUUCAACCCCCAGCUGGCAAGACAGAGAGCAGUGAAAGACAGUCGAAUUGAGUGGGUAUAAAGCAGGAAAUCUGGUUAGUCAAACCCAAGUUCUUCAGCUGAAAAUAUUCAGUGCAAAAUGCUUCAUAGAAUUCCUGGCCAUAAACCUGCAGAAUCAGGCCAAAAAAUGGCUUGUCAUAUGGCUUCUAGGAUGAUUUUUACUCAAUUAUAAUUAUCAUUCACUGGGAAAAUCAGCCAAGCAAUUAAUGAAUCUAUUUUUGCUGUUUGCUCUGAACUGCCAGAAAGAAAAAAAACCCCCACAAAGCUAGAUUGAUAAAAGGAUACAAUUUCCUGAUCCAGUAACUUAUCUGCUUUAUUCUUUAUAGCCUUCCUGAAAAUAGUGUUUUAUGGGGCACCAUGUCGAUGAUUCUGAAUUUAAUUGUAAAUGCAGCAGCAGCAAACCCAUCUCAUGCAGUAUGGAGAACGGAGGCAAUGCCAUGUACAUCUGUCUCAAAAUAUUAAUUUGCUGCAUUAAGAGAUGGACCAAGGUAUUAGUCAAAAAGCACCAAACCUGGGAUACACUGAGACUUCUUCAAGAAUGGUGGAAUAUCCCAGAGGUCAUUCUUCCAUUGUUUUGUAUGUGGUCCAGAUAGUUGAGAAAAUUGCCAGUUUUCCUGCUGUUGUAAUUCAGUGCUCAUCUUUGUAUGCGACCUUCUGCCAUUAGAGAAAUGAGCACAAGAAAGAUUUUGUGCUCUGCCACUGUGAAGAUUUAUCCUUAUAAUAAGAGCAUUCAUAGGCAGUAGUUUUAAUGUUAUAUUUUUUAGAUGUGAAAGACUGGAGCACUUCACGGUAAUACAGGCUAAGUGAUGUAGGAAAGGUUAUGAUGUGCUAAUUAGCCAAAUUAUGUAAAAACAGGACUGUAGAUUGCCCGUAACUUGAAACUGCAAAAGUACAUCUUAAAAGGAUACUUCUUGAACAAUUAUGUAGUUUUGCUUGGCUUAUUCUAUUGUGAGAAACUGAGAUUGGUUUGUAACUCUGGAUUUAAAGCUUAGCAUGCUAUGUAUUGUAGUUUGUGAUUGACUCUUUGUGACCAGAUUCCUGCAGGAUUCUCUGAGAUUGUAAAAUAAGCAGCCAAAAUUUGCUUCAAAUGUUGUUAUCUGGAUGCUUCUUCAUUAUCCAAAUAAACACUUCCCUUUUUACUAUA